AUGAAUGAUAGGCAGGGCCCAGCUCGGAUACCUCGUUCUGCAAUUGAUGCUAUGCCCACUAUUAAAAUCACUCAGAGGCAUCUUAGUAUUGAUUCUCACUGCCCAGUUUGUCAAGAUAAAUUUGAGUUGGGUACUGAAGCUAGGCAGAUGACAUGUAAUCAUAUUUACCAUUCUGAUUGCAUUACUCCUUGGGUGGUUCAACACAACUCCUAUCAUGUUUGCCGUCUCGAGUUGCCUUCACAAGGUUCUGGAAGUGGGAGAGAAAAUGUGCAACAUCGGGGAAGAAGGAAUCCAUUCUCAUUCUUGUGGCCUUUUUGA
This is a messenger RNA of Fraxinus pennsylvanica, 318 nucleotides long. The record is from the annotation of a GenBank genome assembly. Lineage: Eukaryota; Viridiplantae; Streptophyta; Magnoliopsida; Lamiales; Oleaceae.